This is a messenger RNA of Alligator mississippiensis (American alligator), 6050 nucleotides long. RefSeq names its product cilia and flagella associated protein 300 (gene CFAP300). The record is from RefSeq and is a predicted model, not a curated record. The transcript is spliced from 7 exons. Bases 20 to 724 code for a protein of 234 amino acids. Lineage: Eukaryota; Metazoa; Chordata; Crocodylia; Alligatoridae.
UCUCCCGGCAACGGCCGACAUGUGCGCGGCCGGGGACUGGGGUCCGGUCCGCGCCGCGCCGCGCUUCGCCUUCCGCCCGCUGCCGCACAAGCCCUUCCCCGGGCUGCGCAGCGCCGACACCCAGCGGCGGCUGCUCAAGUGGUCGCUGCAGGGCGGGCUGGCGGCGCAGGCCUUCGGCUUCGACCAGUGCUUCGAGCGGCCCCGGCGGGAGCACUUCGUCCUGGACUUUUUUAAUGAUCCAAAUGUGAACUCCAAUUUGAAGUUGCUUUCAGGUUCUGGAGAGUGGACUACAUUAGGUACCAACAUGAAAAAUAUUGAAGCUACAGUUGUUCCUUGUACACAAGUUUCCAUGUCAUUUUUUGACCGAUUGUACACUGAAGGAGUUGUUAGAGAGACUGGCCAUAUUGUGAAGUGUUAUGAUGAAUAUUAUGAUGACAUUCCCAUCUCAGAUGAGUUAAGGAAGGUUUUGCUCCUGGAAGACUCAGACCAUUUUGAUUUAUUCAGCCAGUCAGAACGUGAGGAGUUUCUCUUCCGUCUUUUUGAACAUCUUUGCCUUGGAGGAACACUCUGUCAAUUUGAAGAUGUACUUGAUCCAUACUUAGAAACUACAAAGGUGUUAUAUAAAGAUCUUGUGAGUGUUCAAAAGCAUCCUGAAACAAAGGAAAUAAGUGUUACAUCUACGGUCUUCAAAGUUGCUGCCUAUGAACCUGGCUUCAGAAGAUAACUUAGUUCUUUGGACCCUGUGUACAAGUCAUGUGCAGUCCUGAGUCAGGUGUCUAAAUUCAACAGAGGACCAGGAAUUCAGAUGCUCCUCUGUGCUUAGUGCUUCCUAGUGGCUACCUAAAGGCAUUUCCACAGUUGAUAUCUGGAUUGUCUGAACCCUCCUUCUGAGGCACAUAAAUUCCAUUUACUACACAGGAAAUGUAGAUUCCUAGCCCUGUUCUUUACAUCAGCAUCCUGGGGUCAAAGGCCUAUUUUUUAGUUAUGUUGGACCUGAAGAUGGAUGUGCCUAAGGGCAUUAAGAACCUUAUUUUGAGCCUGUACCUAAUCCAGACUUUGGAUCUGUCAUUACAGCACUUGCUGGGUAGAUUCAUGCUUCUCUAAAGUUGGUGGGACAGUUUAGAACACAAUGAAGAGGCUAGAAGGGUGAAAUUGGUUCCCAAAUAAGAGUUCUAAUCUGCCUGCUUCUGAAGCUUUUCUUUCCCUAAAACUCUUACUUACCAUAAAGCUGAACUUAGAAAGCAGAUGUGCAUAUAAUAAGUUCCCUAUUGCAUAUCUGUCAGUUUAAUUGUUAUAGUAGGUUGAGUGGCUCCAAACCCAUCAUUAUACACUAGAGUAUGCAACCUAAAUGAAAGACAAUAUACAUGCUUCCAAAAGAAAUGGCUGAUGUUACUGCAGAUUUCCCUGUGAGAUACCAGUGCUUCCGUUGUUAGUUAAUGAGUCAUCACCUUUUGACUACUAUGUAGCAUUCAUGGAAGGCUUUGAAAAGGUUUCCUGAAAAUAACCCAAUAUAUAUGUCAUAAUUUACUGUUCUCCUUCCUAUUAAACUAAAAGUUUUCCAAUUAAAUAAUAGAUUCCUGGAAUCAAAAAUACCUUCCUAAUAUUUUUAUUUUAACACAAUAAAAUUGUUUUCAUAGCUAUGUAUCAACAAUACAGAUUUAUAUUUAUGUUUAUUCAGAUUUAGGUAAAACAUUUAAGGCCUUUCUAGGUUCCUUUGCCAUACAUUAAAAAUAUCAGCAAUAUAACAAGCAAGAUUAAUUGAGCAAUUUAUAAAUUCUGGAAAACAAAUAAAUAGGGGGAAAAAAUCCACCCUGCUCUUGUUUGAGGGGGGGGAACUGGCAUUGCAGCAGGUUGUAAAAUUUGGCAAAUAUGGGUUAUUUUAGAUGAAGGGAGAGGAUGUUCCAAAAUUCUGGGCUCUGUAAGGAGAACAGGCUGCAACUUCCUCUUAUAAACCUGAGACUCCAGCUUCAGGAUUUCCAGUCCCUACAUAUAUGAGGUCAUUUCCUGGAGUGAGGCGCAGCUUGUUUGAAUAAGCAAGUUUCAAAUGAGUUAAAUGUACAGUCAAAUCUUCUUAAACUCCAUUGAAAAAAUAUGAAACAGAUAGUGCAGAUCCUAGAGCAUAACUGACUUUGUGCUCUUGAUGAGAAACUCUACUAAUCAAAGCUGCACUGGUUUCAGUUUCUGAGUUGACUUUAAGGUGUAGCCCUGUGCACAGUACUUUACUGUAAUCUAAUCUAAGGUGAAAAAGGCACGGAUCAUAUUUGUAACGUUUACUUCUGAAAGAAAGAGUCGCAUCUACUUAGCCUGACAGAGAUAAAAGAAACUCAUCCUGGUCACUGGUGCCAUCUGAUAGUGUAACAGCAGCUGAGAAUCUAACAGAACCCCCGUUCCUCAGACUGGAAUAACAAAUGAUGAAUACAUGUCCUUAGCAAAAGGAGAUAAAAUCCUCCUCAUAUCUUUUGGCUGCAUUUUCAUUAUCAACAUAACUUCCUAUUUACCUGGACCCUGACUCACUAAUUAGUCCUCUUCUAUAGAUCAGUCUCUACAAAACACUAACUAGUUUAGAUGAUAAAAAAAGAGCUGGAGCUUUGUCUUAGUAACAUGCCGAGCAAUCUCAUACCUAUCUGUUCCAUAUGCUUGUUGGAUUUAUAAGCAUUAUCUUGACAACAUGUUGAUGUGAAAGUUGGUGAUUAAAACACAUAAUUUUAGAAAGUGCUGCUAUAAGUUAGUACUACAUCUGCUUUAAAACUGCUUUUUAAAUGUAAUAAUCUGAUCUUGAACAAAAUAUUCAAAACAAGUGGUUUUCAACCUAUGGCCCAUGGACCCCUGGGGGUCUGCAGACUAUGUCUAAGGGGUCCAUGAAAGAUGAUUAUGUUCAAUCAAAAGUAUGUGAAUACCCACAUUUACAGUUCAAAGGGGUCCGCACCUCCAUUCAUAAUAUGUUAGGGGUCCACAAAUGAAAAAAGGUUGAAAACCAGUGAUCUACAUAUAUAUGUAUACAGCUUCAUAGUACAGAGAGCACAGAGGAAAAAAAGGGGAAAAGGAAGUAUUUGAAAUCUUAUGACAGUGUAUAUUUCUGAACUCUGAAUGGUUUAAAAUGUUCAGUGUUUGUGUAUAAGUAAACUUCACCAUGAAGAAAUCUGAAACAAUUGUGAUACUAAAUAAUAACAAAAGAGUUUCUUAAAUGCCAAAUCAGCCCAUCAGUGCUGUUGGCAUCACUGUAAUAAAACACAUAUUCCCUAGUUCUUUUAGAAGACUAUUGAUAAAGUGUUACAUGUUUUCUUGAAGAGAUCUUCAACAGUAUAAUUGUUUCCACAGUAUUUCUCUCAUAUGCUGUCUGAAAUCAUCAGCAGAUUAUCUGUGUUUCUCUAAAGCCAGCAGCUUUGGAUCUAGUUCUGGCAUCACUACAUCAAGUGCAUGUUGCAGACACACCACCUGUUUGAACUUAAAACUGCAGAUUCUUAAUUUAUGUAUAAGACACCCUAAUACUAGAGUGAUGAGGCACUGAUAUAUGUAGAUAAAACUGGUCUUAAACUAGUUUAAUUAAAAAGAAAGAAAUUUGGUCUAGCUAAAAUGAACUGAAAAGCUCCCAGGAGCAGAUCCAAAGGGGCCCAGUUGCACUUCGUUUUCCAACCACACAGUGGGAGCAGCAGCCAGGGAUUCUUUUUUAAAAUCCUCAAAUUGGGUAAUAAUUGCUCUCCUGCCCUCCACUUCAUGUUCAGUGGGAUGUCACCUCCUCCCCCACACCCCUGGCUGCUUACCACUAGUGCUAUCCCCAGGUGCCCCAGGAGCAGGGGGAAAUUCCAGAGCCUUUGCUGUCCCACUUUAGCCAGGCUGCCCAGGGAAUUGGGCUCAGUUCAGGACAGUGGCAGUGGUGGUACCAGAUGAGUACCUCUUCUCUGCCUAGGACUCCCACGUGUACUCUGCCAGCUUGGGAGCAGGCUUAUGGAGGCAGACCCUACCUGCCAUCACUGCUGCUGCUAUCCCUGGCUAAGCCCAACUCCCUGCAGAGCCCAGCUGCAGCAGGGCAGGAGAGGCUCUGGAGCUCCUUCCUUCCCUGGGACAGCUGGAUAGUGGGGACAGUGGCAGCAGGGGGCAGGGGAGAGGAAAUGCCACUGAGCAUGGAGGGAAGAUUCUUACCUGAUUUCAACACUUAAAAAUGUGUUCCUAUGGCAUGGACUACCUGUCCUGCUGGAGUAGGGGAGAAUUUGAGAGCUGGGGUACAGCUAGUAGUUGCUGCUCCUGUACCCUCCCCCCACUUUACAAAAUUCAGGAUCUGCCCCAUGGAAGCUCCUCACAUCAUAUGCAAGGGCACCAGUGGACUGGACAAAAUGGAGAUGGAACUAUAAUCCAAGUUCCUCUUCCCAGGUGAGUGCCUUAACCAUCUGGGUAGAGCCAUGCUCUCUCUUUGGCCCAAUGCAUGUUGAAUUAUUUUAUUUAAAGUACAAUAGUUGCAAGAGGAUAAAUGGAGGUUUCAGUCCCCCUAGGUUCAUCUAAAUUUCCCACUUUUUGCAUGAGCCUGAAUUGUGCACGAGGGGAGCAGCAGCAUUCAUCCCCCAUUCCCCACACGUGCAUUAAAAAAAAAAGUACCUGCCCCUUCACUUGUAAAGCCUCUUAGGAACGCUUUGAAAACAUCUACUAAGAGAUAGGCAGAAAUCCAAGGCUAUCUGGAUGUAGUAUACCAGUAACUCUGCUCAUGCAGUGCCUGGAAUAAUUAACAGAGGUCUAAAAACAAAGCUAGUUACCUCAGGUGCAAUGCUGCAUGGACAUGGCUAUAUUGCUUCUAGUCUGGGAGCUAGCAUGCAAAAGCCGCUGUUAUCCCUACAUAAUGGUUGGACCCAUGUAGCUGUACUCUUGGGCUGCUUGCAGAUGUUUUAAAAAAAACCCCAAAACUGCUUCCCCAGAAGCAGCAGCAUGUUACUUCCACCCAGCUCUGCAGCAUCUGUAUAGAUUAGGCACUUCAGCGGGGCUUUUUCGUGCUUUCAUCUAAAGCUAAGUCAAUCAGGUAGUAGAUGAAAGUGCCCCAAAAGCCCCACUAAAGCACCUGAUCUAUACAGAUGUUGGGUGAGCCAGGUCCAACUAAUGUGCUGCCUCUUUUGGACAUGUGCUGGGCUUUGUGCAGGAGCCCAUCGGGUUUAAAGCAAGGUGCAAGUGGCCCUGGUUUCUAGAUCUCCCAUAUGCUCAGGUGAGGCAGGUGCUAAGUUACUCAGCCCUGUUAAGAUAGAAGCACUUUGGGGUAUGGUCAGUAACAGAACUUGAGAAGUGAAGGACUUCAAUGUACAACUUACAGGACAGGUGCUUGUAGGACUAGGCAGCAGCUGAGUGUGAUUUAUAGAACUGCACUUUUGGUGGAAAUCACAUUAUUUACUCAAAUCCAAAACCGUGAAUUGAAGAUGACCCCCACAAUAAUUAGAGUCUAUACAUGGCAGAGCAGGGAGUAAGGAAUCAGGCAGUAGAGAAAGCAGGUGUUGUGGGGGUGGUGGAAGGGAGCAAGCAGCUUGUCCCCCACCACCUGUCCUCCCCCUAUUUCAACCCCUGUGCUUGGCCCUUACUCCCUCUUACCUCCCCAGCCCCUUCCCCUCCUACUUACCUUUGCUCCAGCCCUGGCAGGCUCUGUCCAUGCUGCAGCCUGGGGCCUGGAGCAUGGGGUGCAGGUGGGGUACUGGUGCCACAGGGCUGGGUCGGAGCCAUGCUCCAAGCCACAGCAGGAGAUGGUGGCAGGGGUGCAGAAGAGCAGAGAGUGCAGAGGGGCAGCACCGGUCAGAGCCAGACACCCAGCCCUCUCCUGCCCUGCUCGGUUCCAAGACGAGGGGCUCCCCCAUGCAAGGGGAGGACAUCUCGUCUUGGGCCCGAGGCAGUGGGGUCGGUGCCCGAGGGCUGUCCUGGCUUUCAGCCGCCUGGCAGCUCAGCACAGCACUACCCUUAUCGGUCCAGAAAGGCUGGAGAGGAACAGCUGGCGGGAGCGAUCGGCAGGGAGGAGCUGCAGGGCAGCAGGUCAAGCGCUCCGGCCGGGCGGGGCGGGGCAGGGCCGGGCCGGGCCGGGCCCAGCG